UAUUAAUUAUUAUUNUUGAAUUAAAAUACUUAUUAAAUUGUAAGUUACCUUGUAAUUUCAUUUUCUUUACAUUCUCUGAAAGUAGAUAUGCACGAACAGAUCCUAACAUUUUUAUCUGCAGUUUUUAAAGAAGAUAAUGGUAGAUGGAUUUAUUGUAACAGUACUAAUUUUAAUCGUUCAUUCAGGCCGAACGUCAAAAGUAGUGAAAGCUAAAUAAAAACAUUCUCUUAUCACUGGAACAGUGGGACGUAUAUACCGUACCCCGUGCUUCAAUACUAAAUACAAGUAAGAGGGAGGAGAUUAUCGUGCCAUUUAUACGAUUCGUAUUGUGUACGUUUCAUGGAAAGCUGUGUAUUCUUUUAGUCUGACAUAACUAAUUACUCAAAAUGCAAUAUCUAAAAUAUUCGAAGCAUUCGAUCUCUAAAUAUUUCAUCACUUUCAUGUGGUUGGCCACACUUGUUUAUUAUUGUAAUUAUCGGUGCAACACGUGUAACUGCACAGUCAGUGUCAAUCAUGACAACGAUGACAACUACGAGACAUGAACGGCAUUACUUUUUCAAUACUCUCGCUAUUUUGCUAAAAGCUGUAGAAAAAGAACGAACGACUGUCGAUCUUCGAAAUGAAGCGUCAGUUUAUGGAACAGUAGAGCACGUAGAUGCCUUCAUGAAUAUCGUAAUGAGAGAUUGCAUUUUCACUGAUCCCAGAGGGGAUUCGUAUAGUUACGCCAUGUUCUUCGUCCAUGCAAGAAACAUCCGGUUUGUUCACAUUCCUCCAAAAAUGCGUUACGGUCCUGCUCGGCUACGUCAUCGGCUGGAUGACUUCUGAUUCGGCGUACAGGUGGCGCUGAACCUCCAAUCGUGGUGUCGUGGUAGUGCUCGUUUGUUUUUACCCAGCGUGCAUUGUGAACAGUGACUGGUGCUAAGAUGGCCGACAACAAGGAGGAGAUUUCGGAGCUCGUCGAAAAGCGAGGUAUUUAUUGCUGUUGCACUAUUUAUUUUGCGUGAUCGUCGUUUAAAAUAGACGCGAGAUGUACGACGAGCAUGUCGGCGAUGACGAACGGUCAAUAUGAUCUGUAAUUGCCGUAAAAAUCACGCCAUCUGCACGCACGGUGCUCAGAAGGAACGAUCGCGAAAUUCGUCGUGAAUACACUAACGAAUCGGAGAUCAGUUUUUCUUGUUCUUCGCGAAAUCCGCGAUGCCCACGGCUAGUU
This is a messenger RNA of Ceratina calcarata, 1210 nucleotides long. RefSeq names its product U7 snRNA-associated Sm-like protein LSm10. Gene Ontology annotation, cellular component: nuclear body; cytoplasmic U snRNP body. Gene Ontology annotation, biological process: mRNA 3'-end processing by stem-loop binding and cleavage. Lineage: Eukaryota; Metazoa; Arthropoda; Insecta; Hymenoptera; Apidae. The coding region runs from base 514 to 825 and encodes 103 amino acids. The record is from RefSeq and is a predicted model, not a curated record. Gene Ontology annotation, molecular function: histone pre-mRNA DCP binding; U7 snRNA binding. The transcript is spliced from 3 exons.